Messenger RNA from Ipomoea triloba (trilobed morning glory), 312 nucleotides. RefSeq names its product cysteine-rich and transmembrane domain-containing protein WIH2-like. NCBI's taxonomy places the organism in Eukaryota, Viridiplantae, Streptophyta, Magnoliopsida, Solanales, Convolvulaceae. The record is from RefSeq and is a predicted model, not a curated record. Bases 1 to 312 code for a protein of 103 amino acids. The transcript has 2 exons.
AUGAGCCAUUACAAUCAGGCCCAACCUCCCGUUGCUCUUCCUCCUCCCCAAGGUUAUCCGAAACCGCCGCAAGAUUGUCAAGACAAAGAUGCAAUUCCCGGCUACCCUCCCCAACCCCAGGUAUACCCUCCUCCUCCUCCUCCAGGGUAUCCUCCCCAAGCCUACCCUCCUCCAGGUUACCCUGCUCCUCCUCCUCCUCAAGGUUACGCUCCCCAACCGGGUUAUCCACCGCAGUAUGUCCCCCAAUACGCUGCGCCACCGCCCCCUCGCCAACAACAAUCCAGCAGCUCUGGUUGUUUGGAAGGAUGGUAA